GAUGGCUGAGCCGCAACUAAGUAGUCAACACGCGCACAUUUUAUAAAUAAAUCGCGACUUUUACGAAUUUCUAAUUGAAAAUAUGAGUUUCCUUAAACCCAAGACCCACAUUGAGCAGGGGGACAUUGUAAUCCUAUACCUGAGUGUCAAUUCCAUGCAUGCCAUUGAGGCAGUGCCCACAAUAGUGAACAAAAAGGGCGAAACUAUACAACACAUCUUCCAGACCAAUUAUGGCUCGCUCAAGGUGGAAAGCAUCAUUGGCGUGGAAUACGGCAGCCGCGUGGAACUCUCAAAGGGCUGGGCCAAUGUUCUGCAGUCCUCCCCAGAGCUAUGGACACAAACACUCCCGCAUCGCACUCAAAUCAUUUACACCCCAGAUAUAAGUAUGAUUCUGCACCAGCUGGAGGUGCGACCCGGUGCCGUAGUCAUUGAAUCGGGAACAGGUUCCGGCUCGCUGUCGCACUACAUUCUGCGCGCUCUGAAGCCCACCGGUCAUCUGCAUACAUUCGAUUUUCAUGAGGCUCGCGCCGACCAGGCCCGCGAUGAGUUCAAGCGUCACGGCCUCGCCGCAUACGUAAGCGUAUAUCACAGGGAUGUGUGCAAUUUGGGUUUCAGCACCGAACUGGAUGGGGCCGCCAAUGCGGUAUUCUUGGAUCUACCCGCACCGGAUUUGGCUGUGCCGCAUGCAUUCAAGGCGUUAAAGUUGUCGGGCGGCCGCUUUUGCUCUUUCUCACCUUGCAUUGAGCAGUCACAGCGCUGCAUUCAAGAGCUCACCAAACUGGGAUUUAACGAGAUCUGUUCGAUGGAGGUUCUGCAGCAGGAGAGCGUCAUCAAGACGCGUUCGUUGCCCGUCAUCGAUUUGGAGUUUCUUAAAUUGCCCAAAACUAACGAAUCAUCCUCGCCUGAAGAGACCAAAACACCCAAGGAGUUGAAGAAGUAUCUCACCUCGAGCAAUCCCCAAACGUUGCCCGGACACACAGGCUUUCUCACCUUUGCCACGCUGCCGCCCAAUAUACCAAAGGCUUGAUUAAUAAAUGUGCAUUUUAUUUUCGUAA
Messenger RNA from Drosophila guanche, 1055 nucleotides. It is a transcript of the gene Trmt61, whose product is annotated as tRNA (adenine(58)-N(1))-methyltransferase catalytic subunit TRMT61A. Gene Ontology annotation, biological process: tRNA methylation. NCBI's taxonomy places the organism in Eukaryota, Metazoa, Arthropoda, Insecta, Diptera, Drosophilidae. Bases 83 to 1027 code for a protein of 314 amino acids. The record is from RefSeq and is a predicted model, not a curated record. Gene Ontology annotation, cellular component: tRNA (m1A) methyltransferase complex; nucleus. The transcript is spliced from 3 exons.